UACAUUGUUAUUGUUAAAUAAAUAUCGUCAAAUAAUCGAGAUCUCAAUUUCAGUGAAAAUAAUCGUGAUUAUCAUUUUUGCCAUAAUCGAGCAGCCCUAACGUAUAUCUUUCAUAGUAAAACAGUCAAGAAUUUGGUGCCAAAUAUUUUGUCUAUAUUUGGGGUUUUCUGAAAUGUGACCGUAUACCUGCUUACAUUUUAGUAGCAGUGAAAGUUUGAAAAAUUCUGAACUUGUCAAGGCCAAGGUUAUAAUUGUGUCAGAAAGGUUUGGUUCACAGCACUCAUUGGUAGAAGCUAAUACACAGUAAAAUGGGGAAUUCCCAGGACAUCACUGGAGAUCUGAAGAGGAUUAUAGGAGUACACAAGUGAGAAAUGUGUCUGAGCCCUUUCUAAACCAUUGCAGAUUCUGGCAUCAUCAGAUGGAAUGGAAUAGAAUAGAUUCAAUUAUAUAAGUCAUUGGGAACUGUACAUACUUUGUUAAGAUUUGAAAAAGACCCGAAGGACACCAUAAAAAGUUGGUUUGAAGAGUCAAAAACCACCAAAGCACAGCUCUGCCAUGGAUUGGGAGCUGACAGAAGAUCAUUGCUGAGCAAGUUUUACAUCACCAUUGACCGAGAGGCUGCGUCUGAAGAGAAAAACCACUGCAACAAAACCAAUACUUUUAAAAUCAGUUAAUGUUGAUAACCUACCAAAAGGACAAAGAAGACUUUGAGAGAUUUUUUUUUUUUUUUUAUGAACAAGCAUUGAGCUGUUACUGCCAGUGAAGCUGGUACAUCGAAUUAGAGUGGAUAUAAUAAUGAAAGAAACAGACUACUGAAGAAUUCUUUAGCAACUCCCCAAACCAUUGUGCAAAGUUUCGACAAAAUCAGAUAUGUCAAUAGGGCUAGUUUUGGAACAGGCUAGCUACUAAGCUUUUGGAAUGGCCUUUUCAAAGUCCUGAGCUUCAGCUGAUAACAAAUUAUGUGGACUAUACUUGAAAGUCAGAUUUUUGCCAGGGAAGAAAUUAUUUCAAACAAAGUAGUAAAAUUUGCAAACAGAAUGAUACUACAAAAGCAUAGGUGUUCUGAAUGUAUAUGUAAGAAAACCUUAUAUGAAUUCAAUUUUGCGCACAGAUUUUUUUUUUUUUUACUCUUAAAAAUGUACGUUGCACAGUCAUUCUGCCCCAAAAAAGCUCAGAUCAAAUUAUUCAGUGAUUUAUAAUGAUGUUCUCUAAAGUACAAAUUGUUUUUUAAAUUUUUGUAGUCAAUCUGCUGGUGGUAAAUGAGUUUGCCUGCAUUUUUUUUUCUGUUUUCUGACCUUGUUUUCUCUUUUUAUCUGACCUUUGAUGUUUGUGCUUCCUCUGUUUAUUUCUAGUAGUAAAGAUCCUGAUAUUGUAAUGAUAAAUUUAUAUUUGGCAGGAAGCAACAGAGUGAACAAAUCCAGACAAGACCUUCCAGAUGGAUUUCACCCAUCCAGGAAGCUGAAGCCCACACCAGUUCAAAAACUUUUUUUUUUUUUAUAAUUUCUCAGUUUUGUAAUUGCUAUUGAAGAUUUCCCUUCUCCCACACCCAGGAUCACCAUCAAACCACAUACUUGAAGUUCUCUAAAGGAUCUCUCUACACACAAGACUUCGUGAUUAUGGUUGCCUGACUGAAUGGUCACUUUACAUUUUGCACGAGCUCCACAUUGACAAUGACCUCCAGCAUACCUACUUUGUAAAAAAACCAAAACAAAACACUCAAACACCCAUUCCAUUGACUGCUGUGGCCAUCCUUGACUUUCUGAACCAUGUCCCAUCCCCUUCAUAACCCCUAUAAUUUUGGGAUAGAAAGUUCUGCGCAGUGUCGAAAUGCGCUUAGCUCUUCUGGAGCAUCCUCUGGAACUUCUGACACUACGUUGGGAACAAUUCCUUCACUGCGUGCUUUUCCAGUGAGCUACACCCCCCCACAGAGUAGUUCUAUUUUAGAUGGAGGCAUGAAGAGAUCUACAGAAAUGUAUCUUGGUCAAGCCAGGACAGAGAUGAGACAGCAGCCUGUUAACCAGGCCCCUUGCUUUACCAGCACUCAAGAAGACAAGUUUAUUUCUUCAACUGCAACGGUUGCCUCCAGUCCAGUGUGCUCAGCAUCUCAAAGACACUCUGAUUUUAAAAGUGGGCCUUGCUCCUUGGACUGGUCAACCUAUAAGAAAGCCACUGAAAAUGUUUCUUCUAGAUUUUUUUCAUCUACUUCACUGAGCUUUCAAGGCAGUGGUGAAAGAGAACAGGAUAUGCAGUCCAUUCCAGGCUUAGGUGAUUCUGACUAUCGAAUGCAAGAGAAACCUGUGCUCAAUACUGAUUCCAGUUACCCAAAGUACUCUUCACAAGAAGCUUCUAACAUCCUUUUACGUUUUGGACUUGAAAAAGAUGACUUGGAAUAUCUGAUCUCCUACCCUGAAGACCAGAUAACCCCUGGCAAUCUGCCUUUUAUCUUAAGGCAAAUCCGCAUGAAGAAGGCUGAGAAUGUUAAACCUAUUGUUCAUUCAAAAGCCUGUCCUGAACCUCAACCCACCCCCAGCAUGACCGUAAUGGACAGGUUCAGAAGGGAAGGGAUGCAACAGGGCGAAUUGGCACAGAUUAUCAAACCAAGUAAAGUGAUUGACUAUGGACAUACUAGCAAAUACGCUGGAGGGUUUGGCAGUGAUAUAGGAAAGAGCAGUGAAAGUAGAGCUAACAGUAGUGAGAGUGGCAGUAUGUUGCUCAUGGACACUUGUGAUGGUGACAGUUGCAAUAGAGAACCACUGCAAGAAGGUACGGCAGAGGUGAAAACCAGCACCUUGGUUUCUUCACAUGACCACCGGGGUACUGUUUCCACUAAUAGUUCAAUGCAGAGCUAUGAGCCUCCUCCAAGCAGGAAUCUAACUCAACGAUUGCUGACUCAGCCACACCAGGCAUCUCAAGAAAUCAUCAGCUCUUUCUCUCUGCCAAAGAAAGACACAGACUUAAGACUUCUCAAAUUCAAACCAGUUCCUUUGAAAGAACCAGAGCCAGAUUGCCAUUUGGCAUUAAAAAUCCAACCACCUCUCAGUCAUAUUGCACGUGGUGUGCAUCCUGAUCAACCUGGGCUUGUGUUCAUCGGCAAGAAGGAUAACAGCUGCACCAAGGAUCAAAGUAAAAGUCAACAACAAGUGCCAAAGGUUGCUAAACCCAUAAACAAUCAGAAGAUGCACCAAAGGCAGAUGCAGCAGGAGCUAAAGAAACAGGCGGAGCAGCAGCAGGACCAGAAACAACCACCAGUGCAAAUGGGACAAUGCCAGUCUGCAAAACCAGCUACUCCUCUAGCACCUCAGAUAAUUCCUAAACCAGUGAACUUCGUUUAUAUGCCGCUGCCACUUUCCAGCACGCAGUGUCGUGCAGACAGGGAGCUAUCAAAAGUUCUGCCAGCGUUGGCCAUGAUGCAAGACUAUGCUGCAGCCACACCACAAACCUUUCCACAUACCUGUUCUCUGUGUUUGCAAAAAUGUACUGGUAUGAAGGAAUGGCUCCUUCACCAGAAUACCAGCUUUCACCUUGACAACUGCAAACUUCUUCGGAAACGAUAUCCACAGUGGGAUGGUAAAGUACUGACGUACCAAAGUGCUUCAAAUACAGGGAAGAAGUCCUCGUCCUCCACCUCUGGCAAAACUUCCCAGCAUCGUCAUCAGAAAACCAGGCGUGAGAGUCAUUCCCGUUCACGCUCACACAGCCCACGUCGCCGCCUUGGUUUGGAUGGCAGAAGGCCUAAACAUGGAAGCUAUUUAUGCUCUCGCUCAAAGAGCCCUCACCACCACUACAGCUCUGGGGAGAGAAGAGAGAAACUCAGUAGUGGAUCACAAACGCCAAACAGCUCCAGACGUGCUCGCAGGUCCCGGUCUCGUUCCUUCUCCCCACGGAAGGACUAUCUUGCCUCCUUGCAUUAUCAAUCACAUUCAAGGAGCCGUGAAAGACGAUCCUCACCGAAAAGGAGAGAUGGGAAACAGUUACUACAAAAGAGGAGUGAUGAAAGACGAUUGCUGACAAGGAGACAAGAUGAAAAGCGUUUGCCGCUCAGCAGAAGUCAUAAGAACGCAUCAUCAGAAAAGAGGCCUCAACAAAAGAAGUUGGACAGCAGUACAAAAAGACUUGCUAAACAGCUGCUGGAAACCACAGGUCUCCACUCUUUGUCAAAAAAGUCUGACCUGGAGGCCAUAGCUGAAACAAUCGCUCCUGUCAUACUGGCUGAGCUAGCCAAGAUGAAGUCACCAUUAUCAUUAUCAUCCUCUGCUUCUACAUCCUCCUCAAAGAAGGCGAAGACCACCAAGUCAUCUGAAAGUAAACCUGGACUUCAUAAGAGUGAAGCAAGUACCUCUUCAAAGCCUAAGGCUAGUAAAUCUUUUACUUCAACAAUGGUCAAAUUACAUGGGAUUGUCGAAACUUUUUCUCAUGAAGAAGUGGUUGCUGCUGUGGAACAUUUUGGAAAAACAGAGUCCAUUGUACUGUACAGGUCCAAGCUAGAGGCAAAAGUGAAUUUCAUGAAAGAAGAGGAUGCUCAAAAACUGAAAAAGUUAAAGAGCAUCGACAUAAAAGGAAUACCAGUCACUGUUGUCAGAGAACAGAAUACUGUUACAAAGAAGCCUCUUCCAACCUUUUCCAAAAAACAACAGAAGCUUCCACCGAAAAAAAUCGUCAAGUCAACUAAAUCUGCUUCAACUGGAAAUUCUUUUAAAAAGCCGUUGUCUUUGUCAUCUGGAGACAAAAAAAAUACAACAGGCAAACUUGUUACUAAAGCAAAAGUCUUGGUUUCCAAAGCAAAAAGUGUCUCAACAAAACCGAUUUCCAAAACCUUAAAGCAAGGCAAAGUAGCUGCAAAAGGAGCUGUAAAUGUUGUUCAAGAGAAGAAAGAUGCUUCAAAUCUUAAAGGUUGUAAUGAUUCCAAAAGUUCAGGAAAGCAGCAGGGUGAUGCAGUCUCAAAACAAAGACCUGCCCUCAAAAGAUCUGAAAGCAAUGCUAAAAACUCUGUAGUUGCAUCUAAAGAUACAGUCAAGGUGGUCCAAUUGUCAAAAAAGACUGUGAAUCCAAUUAAAGGAACUGCAAUUGUCACUCGUGCAAAGGUCUUAGUUGCCCAAGCACAAACGGCCUCAACUAUCGACAAACCUCAAAGUCAAUUACAACAAUUGGCUGCAACAGGAACUUCAACAACAUUAAAUGUGGAAGAAAUUACUGUAAAGGGCACUAAUGUUCAAUCUAAAACUUCAGAAGAUAAGCCUGGUGUAGAGACUUUAAAGCCACCAGAAAUGGAAAUAAAGUUUCAGCAGCCAACAGUGGUGAGUGAGGAGACAACCAAGGUACUUGAAACAAGAAAUGCAACAGCUUCUGAAACAAAGAACCAGGCUGAUGAAAAAGUUAAUCAGAAGGAAAAAGAGGUCAAACACACUCAACUAUUAGAGUCUGUGAAUACAAAAGUCGUAGAGCCCAUGGAAAUUGAAAGUUUUUCCGGUAGCAAAUGCUUACGAGAACCAGAGUCCUCUGAAAUAGGACAAACACCACUACAGACUUUAGGGAGCUCAGCUCAAGCUGCUUUGGAUACAAAUCAGACACCUGAAAGGAUCGAAAAGGGUCAAGAGGAGCAAAAAGGCAUGUUGGACACAGUUCAUGCCACAAAUGUUCCACCCAAACCUAAAGCUUCAGAAAAUAAGCCUGAUGAGACCUUCAAGACUCCCAAAAGUGAUACAAAUGUUCAAGAAUCUGCAGUUAUGCCGGAAGACAGAGCAAGAAAUGCGUCUGUUUCUGAAAUGAAGCAGCAGACAGAAUUAGCCAAAGCUGAGACAAAAGAGGCCAGUCAUACUGAACCACUUGAUUCUGGGAAUAAAAAGGUGACACAGCCCACAGAACAUUUUACUGACAGAACAACUGAACUAACCGAAUCCAAUAAGGAUCAGACACCAACCAGCACAACUCAGAUUACACUUGAUGUAUCUCCAACAAAAUAUCCGAUUCAUACACCUCAUAGAACACAGACUACCAUAAAAAAAACAGAAUCCUACAAGAAUUCAGAGGUUCAAGAAUCUGGAAUAGUUCACGAAAAGAAAACCAAGAUUCCUGAGACAAAAAAUGUAUCAGUUUCUGAAACACAGCAGCAGGCAAAAUUGUUCAAAGUUGAGACAAAAGAGCCCAAACACACUGAGGAUUGCUUUGAGGAUACAAAGGUUCAAGAUCCUGGAUCUGCCAAAAAUGAUGUGGACGAGGCAAUGGAAGUCGAACAUUUUGCUGAGAAAAAGGCCUUACUAGCCAAAUCGAGUGAGGGUCAGACACCAGCCAGUACAACCAAGACCACACCAACAAUUGAUCACCCUCAGAGACUGCAGACCAGAGCUGAGACAAAAGAGGCUAAACACAGUGAAUCACUAGAAUCUGGAAAAACAAAAGAGACAGAGUCCAUGGAAGUUGAAAGCUCUACUGAUACGACACAGACCAUUGUCAAAAACACAGAAACUUUGGAGAUUCAAAAAUCUGCAACAGUGCUUGAAAACACAACCAAGGUUCUUGAAACAAGAAAUCUCGCAGCUUCUGAAACAAAGCACCCAGUAGAAUCUACCAGUGUUGAUGUAGAUGCAAAAGAUACCAAACGUGCUGAAUCACUGGAGAUUGGAGCAUGUAAAAAGGCCCUAGCAACCAAAUUCAAGGAGAAUCAACCUUCAAUUGAUACAGCUGACACCAUACUAGAUGCAUCUCUACCCAAACCUUCGACCCCAUUAAAGACACCACUAAAGACACCACAGACAACUAUAAAAAUGCCAUCCUCAUCACAGAUCCGACAGAGUGUGAUGCCAGAUCCAGAGUCCACAACUGCACUAGGACAAAAAAUCCUGCAAAUGUCAGGAAGUUCAACUGAAGCUGCCCUGGAGGCAAAGCAGACGGUUCAGAGUGUGAACACAGUCGCACAGCAAAAAGAUCUUUUGAUUGCUGUGACAAGUCAAAAGGACCUGUCAAAAACUGUCAGCAAUGUUUUAGCAGUGUCGACUGCAGUAGCUGCAUCUUCCAAAACUGAGCCAACAGCUGCAACAGCAGGCAAGCAACAGCAAAGUUUUAGCAACCUGACUUUUGGGGAGAAGAUGGAAAAGCUCAUGGAUAGAAAUCGCCUGAAUUGUUUCAAAAAUAAUAAAACAUUGCUGUCAAAGGUGAUGUUGAUCACAAACCUGCCAGAAUAUGAAAAUAGCUGCUACACAGAGGCGGACGUUGCCAAUCAGCUCACCCUAUUUGAAUUUGGAUAUCUAGAAGAUGACAUCUAUGUUAUUCCUCAAAUGCGUAUGGCUUUUGCCAUUGCACCAAGUCUGAUGAAGGCAAAAAAGCUUUUUCAAGCGUCAAAAGAGAAGAGUAUUAUUCUCAAUGGGUCCACACUUUGUUUGGAUUUUUUAAUCCACUCCUUUCCAAUGAAUCCGCUUGGGUUUUAUAGCACCCUGAUGAAUCUGGUGAAUUAUCAGCAGACAACUGAUGAUGGAUCAACAGUAAUCUACAUCAAGAAUAUCUCACCAAGUGAGGCCAAUGAUCUCAGGGAAGCUUUGGAAAAAAUCGGUUCUGUCAAAAACUACCUGCCUCUCCUCAACAAGGUGUUUAUUGAAUUUGAGUCCAUUUACGAUGCUGAUCGACUCGGAGUUUGGUACAGCCUCCUGAAACAGGGCUUUGCCCAUAAUGUCUACAGGAUUAAGAUACCAAGAAAUGAAUCCACAGCAAGACCACCUAGACUGGCAGCGAAAGCUUUGCCGGACAGCAAGGUUGUCACUGAAGGGGCAACAAUCCCAACAGCAAAUUUUGGCGUUCCUCAGGGAAGCAUUUCACCAUUUUGGGUUACAAUGAAAACGUAUCCCUUUUUGUUCCCUACCACAUCUCCUUGGUUUGUCAUCCCAGAUUUUGUGACGGUCCAGCUGACAAAAAAACAGAAAAACCGUCCUCCAGGCUCUGUUUUCCCCCACAUUAUGCUGACCGGUUUGCCAGAAGGGAACUACCGACACGAGGAUGUCGCCAAGCUGGUGUGGCACCAUUUCCCUGUUCAUAAUCUUCAUACUCUGUACUACAAGAUCAUUGUUUUAUCACUGCAGAGGAGGGCCUUCGUGUACUUCAGUGACUGGAAUGCCUGUACCAGUUUUGUUCAACUGCACAGGAAAAAUCCUAUUUCUGUCGGAGGUCAGAUACUCAAUAUCCACUUCGUGUUACAGGACAUGCAUCCUGGAUCCACUGAGAUUUACAUUGAGAUGGCAGAAUCUAGUCUUGUAACAGAGGUGUUGGAGAAGAUUGCUUCAAAUGAACAUUUAUCUACGAAUGUAAUUUGGAAAAAAGUUCGACGCAUUGAAACUUUGAAGAGCCUAAAACAGCGUCUGCAAGACUCCAGUGAGAUUAAAGUAAAUCUUGAACUGGACACCACAGAUGUUAAGUUCCCGACUGUGAUAAGUGGAGCACAGUCUUCUCUUUCUGAUAAAGGGGAGCAAACUCUUCAGCAAACAAGUACCUCUGGUUCUGCUCAACCAGCAGUAUCAGUUAGUUCGAACAUUUCUAAGUCUCUCACAGCAGGACAAAGUGCAACAAGUGACCAAGAAAUGGAAGAAGCCAGUGAUAAACCAGGAACUGAGAUUAUAACAUCCACCGUUGCGCUUCAGGCGAGUCAGGAUGUAGAGAAGGCAGAAGGGAGGGUAGGGGAAGAAGGGUCACCAGUAAUUUCAGUCACCUCUGCUGAUGGAAGAACUUUUUCAGCUGCUUCUACCCCUGCUCCUCAAGUCACAAGUCUGACAAAGUCUAAGGAAAUGAUCAAAGAACUUCCUUAUAUUAAUGCUGACGAGCCCAUAUUGAUUCAGGGAACCAAGACACAGACUGUGGAUAAAAUGAGCCCCAGCAAGAGAGAAACAAUCUCUAGAAGUGACUUGGGUAAAGAGAAAAUGGAAGAAAAGACCUGCGGAGUGGAAAUAGAAAACCAAAGCCUGGUUGUGUCGACCACUACAAAACAGAUCUCAACAAGGCCCUUGAACGACUCGACGAGCAGCUCAUCUCCUAGUGUCAGCCAGACCUCUGUCUCUUCUUCUCUACAAUCUAUUGAAACUCCUCCCUUCCCUUGCCAAACAGCACAGCCAGAAAAUCCAGAGGCUCCAGAGAUAGCCUUACAUUCUCCAUCCGUUAGCUGUAAGCCUUCUUCAUCAACAGCAGCAGCAGCAGAUGUGACAGUAGAGACAUAUCAGCUUCAUAGAGACGAAGAAGCAAAACCCAAAGAAAGUGCAGUAGGGAAGUCGGGUAAAGUGUUAGCAGAGGGCAUUACUACAGAGACAAAUAGAACAGAAACAUCAUUAGCUAUACAUUCAGCUGCACAUAGUCAGGGGUUAGAGUUGACAAGCCAAAAACCGAAUCUAGAAAUUGAUUUUAACAAUGGCAUACUCAAAGAGUCGAAGGAGAGGACGGAAGAAGAAUGCAGAAAUUAUUAUUCUGGCAAGUAUCCUGAGGAGGAGGACUUUGAAGAUUACCAAAUCCUGGACUCGAUUGAGGAUCAAUUGGAUGAACAGAUGAAUGAAGACGGAAGCCAAGAUGGCACUGAAACCAAUUUAUCUGGGUGUGUACAAGAGCAAGGAAACUCUUACCAGGUGAUGGAUAGUGUUACCGAGGACCAAGCAUCUGUAGUUAAAGAGGACUCUCAAGAAGAUGCCACUGAUAAGGAUGUGUUAGAUUCAAGAACGAACCAAAGUCCAAGGAUCAAGGGAGCUCGAACAACCAUACAAACGCAAGGAGAAAUGCAGAGGUCUUUUAAAGCCCCCGAAAAUUUGGGCCAAAUCCUAAAUGUUGAAGAACAAGUCAACAAAGACAUGUCAUGCGAUGCAGAUUGUGCUAAACAAGAAACCUUUGAGAUAUUGGAUUCAAUUGAUGAUGACACUGAUGACCAUGUUUCUUCAGAAACACAUAUUUUUGAUGAGCUAAAUUUCAGUUUAGAGGACUUUGUCACUGUUGAUGAAAUUGGUGACAACACGGGAGAAGCAGCCUUCAGCCACCAAAGCCGCUCUUCUCAUAAGCAGAACUCUGAAAGGAAAAGAGAAAGGCAGAGCUCUCACAUUGCCUCCUCUUCUUCCUCACCCGUGCCAACUCACAUCACAGUGAAAGGAAAUUUGUCUUCUAAUGUCUUUAAGACCUCUACCUCCUCAUCUUCUCAGUCUUUUGAAACUUGUAGGAAUACACACCCAAGCAAGUUAAAGUCCCCAGCCAGAGCACUGCAUACUUCAUCCUCAGAUUGCAGGGCGCAUUCAUUAAAGAUGGCAUCAGCAGCAGAAGCUGAGACAUCGGUUGACACAUAUAAGCUGCACAAAGAAACAAGUUCUGUUGAGUCAGAGUCAAGGCAGUCACCUGGACCUGAGAAAGGCCAUAGACUGCAUAAGUUGGACAGUCAAGUCAUGGAGAGCGAUACAGAUGCAGUCAAAACCUGUUCAAAGGAAUGGAGUGAAAUUGGAUUGGAUGCUUCUGUCCAGCUAUUACAUGGGGUUUCUAAACACCAAGUAGCUACCAAUCAAGAGGAUGAUCGUCUGGUUGAAAAUGAAGACUCAGCAGAGAAAAGAGAGGUUGAGGAAAACAAGAUUCAGAUAAUGGAAAAUUCUGAUAAAUCUACAGUUCUAGAUGCAGCUGAUAAAAUUGAAAUGUCAAUUACAAGUAGCAACCAAAACCCGAGAGGCCAAACAGAAGAUAGAAGAAGAAAAGAAAAGGAAGAAAUGUUUUCAGAAGAAUCCUGCAAAGCGUCCAAAGAUGCUGACAACAGAGACAUGAAAGACAAUUCAUCAGAUAGUACUGAUCAUGAAACCUUUGAGAUAUUAGAUUCAACUAAUGAUCAUACUGAUGACCAUGCCUCAUCAAACACCAAUCUUUUUGAUGAGCCAAAUUUCAACUUGGAGGACUUUGUCACUGUUGAUGAAAUUGUUGAUGAUGUAGAAGAUAUGGCCUUAGACCACCCAAGCACGGCUUCAUCUAAACAGAACUCUAGAAUGAAAAGUGAAAGGCAAGGUUCAAAUGUUUCAUCUCCUGUAAAGCAGACUUCUACAAGAUCCCCGAAAGACUCCAAGAGCUCAGCAACUUAUUCUUCUUUCUCACAUUCCUUAUCCAAGUCAAUGAAAGCCACUGCGAGGAGCAGUUUAUGUAUGGCUAUGGAAACUCCUGCCUCCUCUGUGGAAAAAGCAGCAUCAAGUAACCCAAAAUCUCCAGCCAGAGCAUUGCAAGUUUUGUAUUCAGGUUUUAGGACCUGUGCAUCAAAAGCAGCUCUAAGUGGAGUUGAGACUUGUCAGCCAAAUGAAGAACAAGCAAAACCAACAGAGAGUUUAGUGGUAACAUCUGACCACAAACUUUCAGCCAAUGGCAUUGCUUUGAAAAUUGUUGAGUCAAAGUCAAGCCAGUCAUCUGCUCUUGAGCAAGGCCAGAAAUUCUUUGGAGGUGGCUAUAAGGUCUUGGACAGUAUUGAAGAUGAAAGUCCUGAGGAGUUUGGUGAAAUGGAAAUAGAUGUGCCUUUCAAAGCACUAGACUGUGUAACUGAAGACCGAACAGCAACAGUUCAAGAGGCCACUCAAACAGUUAAAGAUGAAGGUUCCACAUUGAUGCAGCUGUCCGAGGAGCAUGUGAUUCAAGUAGAUAAUUCUGAUAAAUCUGUUGCUGAAGAUUUGGCUGAGAGAAACGAAGUGCUGGACACAAGUAAGAAUCAAGCUUCAAGGAGCAGGGGCGAUGGAAGGUGGGGGAAAGAAAAAGAACAACAGAUGCUUUCAGGAGAAACCUGCAAAGACUCUGGCCAAAUGACAAAUGUUAAACAUCAAAGCAUCAAAGAAGCUUCACCAGAUAGUACUGAAGACGAAGGCUUUGAGGCACUGGACUCGGCUAAUGAUUGCGUCGAUGACCAAGUCUUUUCAGAUACCACCCUUUUUGAUGAGCAAAAUUUUAACUUGGAGAAUUUUGUCACUGUUGAUGAGAUUUUCGAUGACUCGGGGGAGGACCAAAGCACAGAUGUGUUAUCCUCUGCUGAACAAACCUCGUUAAAAUCCUUGAAAGGCUUCAAGAUUUCUUUGUCACCUUCCUCAUCUAAGACAAGGAAAUCCACUUUGAAAAGCAGGUUGUCUUCUAAUGUCAAAACGAUCUCAAACCACAAAGUUUCAAUAAAAGGCAUUGCUAGGGAAACUAUUGAGUCGGAGAUAAGUCAGACACCUGGACCUGAGCAAGGCCAAGAAUUACAUGAAGGAGGCUUUCAGGUCUUGGACAGUGUUAAUGAUGAUGACGCAUGUUUAAAAGAGUGCAGUGAAAUUGAAUUGGAUGCUUCUCGCAAAGUGCUAGACAAUGAUAUCAGACACCAAAUAACUACAGUUCAAGAGUCCAAUCCUUUGGCCAAAAAUGAAAGUUUUACAGUAAAGCAGCUGUCUGAAGAUUUGAUUCUGGUAGUGGACAUUUGUGACAAAAAUGAAGCAGAGAGCAGGGGAGAUGGAAUCAAGGGGAAAGAUGAAAUAACGCUUUUGAAGGAAUCAUCCAAAGCCUCCAAAGAUGCUGGCUUAAUUGCAGAAGGUAAAAAACAGCCUCUUGAAGAGGGAGACAACACUGUAAAAGAGGGUACUGAACAACAAACCUUUGAGAUACUGGAUUCAACUGAUAGUUAUAAUGAUUAUUCUAUUUCUUCAGACGCUCAGCUUUUUGAUGAGCAGAAUUUUGAGAGUUUUGUCACUGUUGAUGAAAUUGUUGAGGAUGUGGAUGACAACCAAGGCACCUUCUCAUCUGAGCAGAACUCCAGAAAGAAAAGAAAAAGACAAAACUCAGAUGUUUCAUCUUCUGCCAAGAAGAUCUCAACAAGAUCCUUGAAACAGUCUAAGAACUCAGCUGCUUUAUCUUCUGAAUCCAAGCCCACUGAAGCUUCAGAGAAAAGCACCCUGUCUUUAGGCUUGACCACUGACUCACCAAAAAGACAAAAAGGCUCAUCUGAACCAACCAAAUUCAAUACCACAUCUAUGCAAUCUGCUCAGGCCACUAAGACCCCUUUAUUCUCUUCUUCGCUGCCUGUCGAAAUUCAUGCAUCGCCUUUUCGCAGAGCACAGCCACACAAGACAGAAUCUCCAGCCAGAAGACCACACACUGUAUCCUCAGGCCACAAGACCCAUUUGUCAGAGAUGGCAUCAACAUCAGAUAUUGAGGCAUCUGUAAAGAUUCAAUAUUCUAAUGAAUCAGAGAAAAAAAACACAGAGUGUGCAACAGCAAAGUCUGACCACAACGUGUCAGGAGAGGGCAUUGCGGCAGGGGAUUAUGUCGGAAAAUGUAUUGAGGAGGAGGAGGAGGAAGAUGGUGAAACUUACCAAGUCAUUGAUUCAGUUGAUGAUCAAACAGAAGAACAGCUGGAUGACGAUGGAAAUCAAGAUGGCUGUGCUAAAACCAAGUAUUCAGGACCUAAACAAAGCCACACAUUGCAUGGGGAAGGUUAUCAGAUUUUAGACGAUAUAAAAUCCACAAUCCGAAAUGAAAUAAAACAGUACAUUGAAUGUCAAGACAUCCAAAAAACUUCAACAGAUGCUACUGAAGCAUUUGAGAUACUGGAUUCAGUUGAUGAUCUGACUGAAAUAGAAGAUGAUAACCAAAAAUUUGAAACCCUUGGCACCCAAGUAUCUAAAGAAGCCACAGAAGAAGAGGAAGAAGCUUACCAGGUAAUUGAUUCUGUGGAAGAUGAGCCAGCAACCACAGAGACCAAAUUGGAGGCAGACAACAAGGAAAAAAGAACAGAUAAAUCCAAUGAACCUAAAAGAGAUGAUAGACCAACAAGGAGGAGUGGAUCAAGGUCCAGAACAUCUAAAAGUGAAGAGGAGGGGAAAUUACCAAUAAAAGAGGACAAGAUGGAGAAAAAAUAUGAGACAAGAACAAAGAAAAGCAAUACAGAAAAAGACAGAAAUAUUCUCAAGGACACUGAAAAGAUCAUUCAUGGUAAAGUAAACUUUGAUAAAGAUGAACCAAUUCAAGAUGCUUUUACUGCAGAAAGGUCUGAUAGUAGAAAGUCUGCUAGAGGAUACAAAAAGGACAAACUGACAUACACAGAACAAUCUGAAAAGCCAGAAGCGGUAGAGACUGACAACAGCAAUUCAGCCAUUACAGAACAAUCUACCAGUGGGAGAAAGGAAAGAACGGCUAAAGAAGUCCCAACAAAAGACAAGACUACAGCAAGAAGGAGAACCACAUGGGCUGUACAUUCCCAGAAACAGGAUCCUGAGAAAAAUACAGAAAAUGAGGAGACAACGCCACCAACCGAGAAGACACCAACAACAAAGAGUGAUGCCUUGAUAAAAGACUUAAGGGAAGACUCUACCUAUGAAAUACACCCUGUGGAAGAUGAUGAUAGGAAUAAUCGACCUGCAACUUCAGAAAACACAACGUUGGAAAGACCAAGGAAAUAUAUUGAGAAAACUUUUUUGGAUGACACAUCUGAGCUAGUGACUCUGGAUGAGGUGGGGGCAGAUGAGGGUGGAGACAAAGGUUUUUUGGAGGGAGAAGAGUGGAAUAGGGAGAUUACGGAGGAUGAGCUGCAGGAGUUUGUCACAUUGGAUGAGAUUGGUGAAGAAGAGGAGGAGGGACAUGAGGUCUGCCAACUCAACCCAGAUAGCCAGUCAGUGAAGUCCUUAAACCAAGAGACUUUGUCAAAUGUGAAUGAAGCAGUGCAUGAUGAGAAUGAGAAGGGUGUCAAAAAGGAGGCUCAGAAAAUCUCAAGAUCUAAUAAACGCAAACGUGAUGACAAUGCAGAGGAGAAUGUGAACUUGAAAAGAGAUGAAGACAAGGACAAGAAAGCCAUUAGAACCAGGACAAGUGGCCAAGCCAGGAAGAGGACUAGACAGAUCCCUGUGAGAAAAUCUGUUAGAGGGAAAAAAGGGGUCGCAACACACGAGAGAGAAGAUGCAGAAACAGAAUCACUGUCUGCCGCUUCACUCGAGUCCUCGUCACUGGACAAAAACAUAUCUGUACUGUCAAGUGACGACAAACCAGACAGCCAAAAAACAGAGGAGAAACCAGAGAGCCAGCCCGAUGUUGAUGCUGCCUCUGCUGGGCAACAGCAACAGCCUGAGUGUCUUGAUAAUCAGACACAGGAAGGACCGAGCAGGAGUGACGUUAAAGCUGUCCGUAAACGAAGGAGAGCACUUAUUGAACCCAAAGCAAAGCGAUCUUGUUCUCAGUCUCCUCGCAUCACAGACAACUUGGAUGCUGACGCGUCCCUUGGUGAUGAGCAUGUUGUCCAAAAAAUGGGGCUUUUCUGUAACCUCUGCUCCAUUUUCUACCUGGAUGAGCAAAAUGCUAAGGACCUCCACUGCAGAAGCCAGAAACACCAGGAGAACCUGAAGAAACAUCAACAGAAUCUUCGACGGAGGCCUUCGAGAAUGUCACUCAGAAAUUCUCAAGGCUCUGUUAAGGAUGAAUAUAACUAGAUUUUUUUGUGUUCUUUCCCUUUUUUAUGAGAGGUGCAAACAAAACCACGUGUCGUUGAGAUUUGGUGGCGAGUGACUCAAGUUCGUGGACACGUUUAAAAUGUAAACUUUCAUGUGAGUAAUUAGCACUCAUGAACAUAUUCUUAUAAGAAAAGAAACUAAGAGCUUUCUUUCCUCUGGUUGCAGAAGGGUUUUAGUUGUAUAGAAGUUGGUAGGAAGUUUGCUUGUUUCAGGUAAUUCUAACAAAAACAUGACGUUUGUUUACUAAAUGUUGGUUAUUUUUAAGAGGGAGAUAGGAUUACUCACAUUUCACUCUUUAGCUAACCGGAUGCACGUUUACAGUUGUGUGCUCCACUUGUUUAAGUCAUGUGAAACAGAAAGGAUGUCAGUUUUCAGCUUCAUGUACUUUGCUGCUGUUAGAGAGAAGCAUGUUGUGUAGAUUUAUGCAAAGCUAAUAUACUUUUUUCCUCUUUCAGUGAGAGAGAGUAUAACUAUAUAUUUUUUUUUAUGAUUGGUUUGCUGUAUGUAAAAGCUGUUAACUAUGUUAUGGUAACCCUGUAAAUCUUUAUGCACAUCAGUGAUGUUUAAAUGCAACAUUUUCUCCCUGCAAGUCACUACAGAAAUAUCUGUACACAUUUCCUGUGUAACCUUGGGGAAAAUAAAACACUUCCUGUUUUUUCAGC
Molecule: messenger RNA, 16090 nt
Organism: Haplochromis burtoni (Burton's mouthbrooder)
Lineage: Eukaryota; Metazoa; Chordata; Actinopteri; Cichliformes; Cichlidae
Cellular component (GO): nucleus
Molecular function (GO): nucleic acid binding; zinc ion binding
Source: RefSeq, a predicted model, not a curated record